Molecule: messenger RNA, 579 nt
Organism: Spirodela intermedia
Lineage: Eukaryota; Viridiplantae; Streptophyta; Magnoliopsida; Alismatales; Araceae
Source: the annotation of a GenBank genome assembly
AUGGGAAGCAUCAGAUCUUUCUUCCGGCGGCACCGAAAGGAGGGGAGAACCAGGAGAAAUCCCGAGCUGACAGCGCCGCCUGCGUCGCUCGUUGCCGAGCCACGGACGUCGCUGAGGCGGACGCCGCGGGAAGAGCUGCAGAUCGUCUUUGCCAAGUACGACUCCAAUGGCGACGGCAAGAUCUCGUCGUCCGAGCUGGCCGCCGUCUUGGAGAGCCUCGGGGGCCGUCCUCCGUCCGAGGAGGAGGUCUCGCGGAUGAUGGCCGAGGCCGACGGGGACGGCGACGGAUUCAUCAGCAUCAACGAAUUUGUGGAGCUCAACACCGCCAACGUUCGCCCCACUGACGCCCUCGAGGACCUCCGUGACGCAUUCUCCGUCUUCGAUCUCGACCGCGACGGUUCCAUUUCCGCCGACGAGCUCGCUCGCGUCCUCGGAAAGCUCGGCGAAUCCGCCUCCGUCGCUCAGUGCCGCCGCAUGAUCGACGGUGUCGACCGCGACGGCGACGGCCUGAUUAGCUUCGACGAGUUUAAGAUUAUGAUGACCUCGGGAUCUGUUUUUGGGGCUGCUGCGGCGGAAUGA